GAGUUGUUGUCACUAGAGGAAUGCUUCCUGACGGAGGCAACAUGUGAAGAGUUUUAAUCUCCUCCUUGAACUUGUGAAUGGUUGUGUGACCACCUUGGGAGACAAGUCAGAGUUGAGCAAUAGGUGUUUGAUAUAUGAGGCCACUUCCUUUGUUUGCCGGUGCUAACAUGUUUAAAUUUUCUACGGCUGGCAGGCCAGAUUACCCACAGCUGCAGCACAUCAGGCUCAGCAGAGGAACAGCUCAGAUGAGUGGCUGAGGCAGGAGAGUGUUGCCAAAGACCUGGAAACAGAACAGACCACUGCAGCAUCAGAACUGUGAUCUCAGGACCACAACUCAGUGGUGGAUGACAGAGAUGAAGGCAGGAUGUGGAGAAAGACUUGACAGAGGAAAAGCAGAACUUCAUGAUUUGACUAACAACGGGCACAAUCUGAUCUAGAGUGUAUGUGGUGGCAGAAAUACAUGGUAGCCUCUCUUAAGGAUAUGCCUGUACAAUACCCUACACCGAUGUGUGGUCUUUUGAUUCCUUUCCUUCUUAUCCUGUUCCAAGUGUCAUCCUGCACCGUUACAGUCACUGGCUACAUUGGCCAGGAUGUCACUCUGCCCUGCAGUUAUGAUGUCCAAGCUAACGGAGUCCUCAGUUUCUGCUGGGGACACGGGAAGGUGCCCCGAUCCAAAUGUAGCAACACAAUCCUCUUGUCGGAUAAUGGGAAUGUGACUUUCAGAGAGUCCCCCAGGUACCAGCUGCUGAGCCAGGUCAUGCAGGGUGAAGUUUCCUUGACCAUCGUUAAAGCUCAGAAAACAGAUUCUGGGGUUUACGGCUGCAGGGUGGAGAUUCCUGGCUUGUUCAACGACCAAAAGAUCAACGUACACCUGACCAUGGAAGAAGCUCCUAUGGAAGAACUUGACAUCCAAAGCUCAACAGACUGUGACACUGUGACAGUAAGCAAAGGCUCAAAAAUAGCAAAAAUCCAUAGUGCAACAAGUCAGUUUAUAACAUCAGAAAGGAAAGUGAAAAAUGAAAUGGUUAAUUUUUCACUGCAUGAAAUUUUCAAAGCCCUCUUAGAAGCAGAGAACAUUGGAAGGAUUGCAGUUAUUUUCUUCCUCACCAUAAUCCUAAUCCUCAUCCUCAUCAUCAGGAGGAAGGUCCUGAUGGGGAGGACGACACCUCAGCAGCUCAACACCAUCACAGCUGAAAAUAUUUACGAGACCAUCCCAAUGACUAAAUGAUGCUCUGCAGGUUUCUACUGACCUUAAGGCAGUGUUUCUCAAUUCCGGUCCUCACGCCCCCUGCCUGCAUGUUUUAGGUGUUUCCCUUCUGCCACACGCCUGGAUUGAAUAAUGGGUGAUUAACAGGCUUCUGCAGUACUUGAUGGUCACGCAAUCAUUUGAAUCAGCUGUUCUGGUAUAGAGGCAUCUAAAACAUGCAGAGCAGGGGGACCUGAGGACUGGAAUUGAGAAGCACUGACCUUAAGGCAUGUUUUAAAUCUCCCCAUUUAUUUUUUUAACAAUUUAUCAGCUACUAUAAAUUAAAUGAAAAAUGUUUCUCAAUAGUAAACAAUAAUCUCAAUAAAAUAGUAUACGAUGUCUAUCCAAUGAUUCCCAGAUAAAUGUUAAUCUGCUUGAAUUUAUUUGUGACCGACAUGAAACGACUGUGGUGGUUUACAGUUGUGGGCACAGUGCCACCUGCUGGACAAACUACAUAAUGUUAUAAACAAUGAAAUGACAGGACAAGUGAUGUGCUUUUGUACUUCAUGUUGUCCUUUUUUCUUCUUUGUUUACAUAUUAAAACAAUGAUUUCUUGAAUUAUAUCAAUUAACUGCAUGGGAAUUUUUUAAAUAAACAAUGGUGUAACUCGAAUUAACUGUACAUAGAAAAAUGUAAUAAUUGACAAAUGUCUUUGUGGUUCAAAGACUGCAAAUUAUCAGUAAACUUAUUUUGUCUGUGGACUUUUGAUUAGUGGUUUGGUUUUUAACCUUUGCUGUAUUUUUGCUUUAGAGGAAUAUAAAUGAUGUUUCAUCACAUAUCUCUCCAUAAGCGAACCUAGAGAGGAUUCUGAAACAGCGUUGGAAUAACCACACAUUUGUAAAAGAGGAAGCUGUCACAGGCUGCUGAAUAGUUUUGUCCACAUUCUAAGAAGUCCUUGGCUCAUUACGUGGCCACACUGUGUUUUUAACACUGUUUGUAAUUAACAGUAACAACUUGAGUAAAGUUUUGUCUAUGUAAACUUGAAUCAAACUUGUCCUUCUCAUUGAUUUAUGCACAAAGAAAAUUAAAGCUUUACCAGUUUGUUACA
Molecule: messenger RNA, 2294 nt
Organism: Xiphophorus hellerii (green swordtail)
Lineage: Eukaryota; Metazoa; Chordata; Actinopteri; Cyprinodontiformes; Poeciliidae
Product: T-cell immunoglobulin and mucin domain-containing protein 4-like
Exons: 10
Coding region: 443-1228 (261 amino acids)
Biological process (GO): apoptotic cell clearance; cytoskeletal rearrangement involved in phagocytosis, engulfment
Molecular function (GO): phosphatidylserine binding
Source: RefSeq, a predicted model, not a curated record